This is a messenger RNA of Actinia tenebrosa (Australian red waratah sea anemone), 2463 nucleotides long. RefSeq lists its product as uncharacterized. The record is from RefSeq and is a predicted model, not a curated record. Gene Ontology annotation, molecular function: protein-lysine 6-oxidase activity; protein binding. Gene Ontology annotation, biological process: cell-matrix adhesion; peptidyl-lysine oxidation. Lineage: Eukaryota; Metazoa; Cnidaria; Anthozoa; Actiniaria; Actiniidae. Gene Ontology annotation, cellular component: membrane.
CCUUGUUCGAGCAAACAAUGUCGUCUCAUGAGAGGAAACAAACAAUGAAGUGGAUGUUUCAGCUGCUUUUCCUGGUUUCAGUUUUUCACUUCUGUAAAGCUAACGUACGCCUAGUGGGAGAUUCAUUCAACACAAACAACACGGAAGGUCGAGUAGAGGUUUUCUACAAUGGUCAGUGGGGAACAGUUUGUGAUGACGGCUGGGAUCUUAAAGAUGCUAAAGUUGUGUGUCGUUCACUGGGUUUACCAAGAGCAGUGUCUGCACCACAGGGCGCCGCCUUUGGUCCAGGAACUGGUCCAAUCUGGUUGGAUAAUGUACGCUGCAGUGGAAGUGAAUCAUCUUUGUUUCAGUGUGGGCAUAAUGGACUGGGUUCGCAUAAUUGUGGACAUGGAGAAGAUGCAAGUGUUGUGUGUGGACCCCCAUCAUUGAUUUCCUUGAAUAUUACGAAACUCACUGGUGAGAUCAGCAGUCCCGGAUACCCAAGAUCAUUGGAACGAGCCCACUACGAGUGGAUAUUCAGACCUCCCAUACCACGUGCACGUAUAGCUUUGUAUUUUGAAGACAUCGAUUUGGAUCGCAGUUACAUGAGUGGGGAAGUUAUCCUUAGAGUAGAGGAUGCGUCAAAUGCCCCACUCUUUUAUAUCAAGAACAAGAAACGUGGACCUCUGUUUAUUCUCGUUGAAACCAUGAAUGCGAAAGUGAAUUACUACUCUUCGUACACUUCUGAAGGUCGAGGAUUUAAUUUGAGAUACUACGCCUUUAGCAUGUCUGAGCCAUGUGACAAAACCUGGAACCUGUCCAUUAUCCAGAAAGAUCCAGGAAGAAUCAAUGUUUCGUGGUCCCCCGCACCACAAGCAUCUCACCAACCUGGUUCUACAUACACUUUCUUGGUUUUAUAUAAAAUGGUUAAAAGUACAUACACUAACUUUACCACCGGUGCGAGUUCGAGAACGGCUAGGAUUGAAUUUCUGUAUCCGAACACAACAUAUUCCAUACGAGUGAUUGCUCUGGACACGUCACAUAUUGAGAGUACAACAAUAUACAGUUGUGCACAGCUGGUGAAGACACUUGAUGUAAUUGUUCGCCUGGUCGGAGGUUCAGAUAAUACGAACAACACACAAGGUCGAGUAGAGGUUUUCUACCAUGGUCAAUGGGGAACAGUUUGUGAUGACAGCUGGGACCUUAAGGAUGCUAAUGUUGUUUGUCGUUUUCUGGGUCUACCAAAAGCAGUGGAUGCACCACGCAACGCAGCCUAUGGUCAAGGAACUGGUCCAAUUUGGAUGAAUGGUGUACGCUGCAGCGGAAGUGAAUCAUCUUUGUUUCAAUGUGAGCAUAAAAGACUGGGACCGCAUAGCUGUAGACAUUACGAUGAUGCAGGUGUUGCUUGUGGACUGCCACCAUUGAUUUCCUUGAACAUUGCUAACUUCACUGGUGAGAUCAGCAGUCCCGGAUACCCAAGAUACAUGGAACGAGCCCACUACGAGUGGAUAUUCAGACCUCCCAUACCACGAGCACGUAUAGCUUUGUAUAUAGAAGACAUCGAUUUGUAUCGCAGUUACGAUACUGGGAAAAGUAACCUUACAGUAGAAGAUGCGUCAAAUGCCCAACUCUUAUACAUUCAGAACAGCAGACGUAAACCUCUCUCUAUUCUCAUUGAAACCACGACUGCAAAAGUGAUUUAUUACUCGUCUUAUUUGUAUAAGGGCCGAGGGUUUAAACUGAGAUACUACGCUUUCAGCAUGUCUGUCAAUGACCUCCUAGAGGUAUGUCACAAGAACUGGAACCUGUCCAUCAUCCAGAAUGUUCCAGGAAGAAUCAAUGUCUCUUGGUCCCCUGUGCCACAAGCAUCUCACCAACCUGGUUCUACAUACACCUUCUUGGUUUUAUAUAAAAUGGUUAAAAGUACAUACACUAACUUUACCACCGGUGCGAGUUCGAGAACGGCUAGGAUUGAAUUUCUGUAUCCGAACACAACAUAUUCCAUACGAGUGAUUGCUCUGGACACGUCACGCAUUGAGAGUACAACGACAUACAGUUGUUCGCAGCUGGUAAAGACACUUGAUGCUAUUGCAAAAAAGGGUGAACACUGAGUACUGCAUACUGAAUAGUGCAUUCCUAUAUUACCACCCCUGGAUCCGCCACUGUCACUAUCUUAUUUUAUAUGAAUACUUUAUUGAUGAAUAAAAGAAUACAAAAAAGAAAAACUAUAUAACCUGCAUAUAGCUAAAGCUAGUCUAGGCAGGUUAAAUUCACAGAAUAUACACGUAGAUUUACAAAGAUGUCUUUAUAUGUUAAUAAUACUAAAUAAUCAGAGUACAAAGAUCUGAAUAGGAAAUGAAAAGUAGUUCACUGAGUAGAAAAUGUAAAAUAGCUCAUUACAGAUAGACUUACUUAAAAAGUUUGAAGAUCUCAGUAUCAUAGCGAUUAAUAUUAAGAUCGUUUAAUAAAACGGUUUUGAUUUCC